Molecule: messenger RNA, 659 nt
Organism: Ruditapes philippinarum (Manila clam)
Lineage: Eukaryota; Metazoa; Mollusca; Bivalvia; Venerida; Veneridae
Exons: 4
Coding region: 130-645 (171 amino acids)
Source: RefSeq, a predicted model, not a curated record
GUAAACACAAUACAGACUGAAUGAAAACAAUAUGUUAUAUAAUCGGUUGAUAUUAUGUACUUUUAAAUUCUUAAGUAAUUAAUGCUUUAAUACAAUACAAAUAGUAUCAAGUAGGUACUGGGUAAAAUAAUGGAUAAAGGGAAAGAUGAUGUCGAUGAGGCAAUCAAGCCAUGCAGUGCUUCAGCCAUCUAUUAUGCUGUGAGUAUCUUGGUAGUAAGUUUACUCGGUUUUGGCACGGCAAAAAUAGGUAUUGGUUUGACAAAUCUAAACAACUGUACCAUUGAAAAGUGUAUACCAGUAUAUCUCGUUAUAAGUGGAGUUGCUCCAUUAAUGUUCAGUGGUUUGAGUUGCAAGGGAAAAGGUGUCAUCGAAACUUGUGGCCGGCUGGUCUGUGGGUGUUUUGGGUUCUUUUUCAGUUUUGCUUGGUUGAUAUGCGGAACAGUUUGGGUGUAUCCAACCUACGGUGUUGUUAUGUCUAAAGACUUUAAGGUGUGUCAGGUGAACGAAACAACAGGAUGUUCUCAUGAAGAUUGUGACAAAUACCUACUUAGGUUUGCCGUCGCAAUGGUUUCAAUCGAUUGGCUUCUAUUAGUAAUGUGGAUUGGUCUAAUAUUUUGGUAUAUUUGUAAAGACAACAGAGAAUAAACAUAUUAAUAUGA